Molecule: messenger RNA, 2059 nt
Organism: Gracilinanus agilis (Agile Gracile Mouse Opossum)
Lineage: Eukaryota; Metazoa; Chordata; Mammalia; Didelphimorphia; Didelphidae
Gene: DUSP3
Product: dual specificity phosphatase 3
Exons: 3
Coding region: 99-926 (275 amino acids)
Biological process (GO): protein dephosphorylation; negative regulation of MAPK cascade
Cellular component (GO): cytoplasm
Molecular function (GO): MAP kinase phosphatase activity; protein tyrosine/serine/threonine phosphatase activity
Source: RefSeq, a predicted model, not a curated record
UCGGCCAUAUCGCUCCACCUAGCACGCUGGAGCGCUCGCAAGCCAGCCGCCAGGAUGCUGGCAUCCGGGUUAAACGCGAGGCGGCGGCUGAGGCGGGGAUGGCGGCCAGUACGGACGCUGGCCACGGCCAGGGCCACGGCCAAAGGGCGGGCUCCAGCGGGUUGGGGCGUCGCGGGGCGGGCAGUAGCGCUGGGAUUUCGGGGUUCGAGAUGAGCUCCUUCGCUUCUCCGUUGGGCGGGUCCGGGGCGGCCGGCUCCAGCGCCAGGGAGCCGGCUCUGGCCUCUGCUCCCGCCUCUACUUUCGUCUCCGCCUCCGCCCUUGCCCCCGCCCCCGCCUCCGCCUCCGCCUCCGUUUCCACCUCCGGCCCCCUCCCGGCCAUGGCGGGCCGCUACGGAUUGUCGGUGCGGGAUCUGAACGAGCUGCUGUCGGAGGGCGGCUGCUACAGCCUUCCGAGCGAGUCCUGCAACGAGGUGACCCCAAGGAUCUACGUGGGCAACGCAACUGUGGCGCAGGACCUCGCCAGGCUGAAGCAGUUGGGGAUCACGCAUGUGCUGAAUGCUGCCGAGGGCUUGUCCUUCAUGCAUGUGAACACCAAUGCCCUCUUCUACGAAGGUACCAACAUCACCUACCUUGGCAUCAAAGCCAACGACACGGAGGAGUUCAACCUUAGUGCUUACUUCGAGAAAGCAGCAGACUUCAUUGACAAUGCCCUGGCCCAGAAGAAUGGCAAGGUGCUCGUCCACUGCCGAGAAGGUUACAGCCGCUCGCCUACUCUGGUCAUCGCAUACCUCAUGCUCCGCCAAAAGAUGGACGUCCGAUCCGCGGUGAGCCUCGUGAGGCAGAACCGGGAGAUCGGCCCCAACGAUGGCUUCCUGACGCAGCUCUGCCAGCUGAACGAGAGACUAGUUAAGGAGGGAAAGUUGUAACCCCCUAAGAAUCAAAGCCGAGGUGCCGGGGGCGUCCCCGAGCAGUUCCCAAGCAUGCUGCCCCAGCAGGUUAGGUUAUACCACAGGCACCUUUCCAACCACUCGUUUCAGGACCUUCCAGGGAGCCCUUCUGAAAGAGGCCCCCUGCCCUGCUCGUCCGGAGGAGACUUCAGGGAAGGGAGCUUCUUUAGAAGACUCAUUCCUGGUGACUGGGAUAGUCCCUGACUCUGUGUGAAUCGUAAUGUGUUCCCCCUCCCCAGCUGACCUGACACCUCACCUGGACACAGAAGCCGUGGCGGAAGCCGUUCAGAGUCCAGGUCCCUUUACAAUCCAAGAUGAGCAAACCUGGUAGAGGUGCCUUUCCCCAGGGCCUGGCCCUUAGCACUUCCAAGCCCUGGACUAGCCUCUCACCGAGGCCAUGGCCUUCUUACCCUUGGUGCCCUCCUCUUCCCCCCAAGCCCAGGCACUCCCAUGUCCACUCUCUUCUCUGGGCAGCUUGGCCUGGGUGGCAGAGUGAGGAAGCGCCCCUUACCCCUUGUCUCAGUGAGCCCCAGGAUGCUAGUGAUUGGGGGGUUCCCAUGAAAAAAGUGCCUUAAUUUUAAAGGCGUCUAGAGGAAAAGAGAACACUAAAAAGGAAGAGAAAAUGAAGGGGAGUUGUCCUCUUUUCCCUGUUCCCCGUAAUGUUUAUGCUAAUCCUUAGGAAUCUCAAAUCCAGAAUUGGUUUCAUUGGCAUUUUUUGCCCCUCUUCUGCUCCUAGUUUGUUAGAAGAGUGAUGUUGUUGGCCUCGUUUAUAUUAGAGCCCCCAGGCCCAGAUUCUAUAAAAAUAUCUCACCAUGUGGGGGGUUUUGCAGUAGGCGACAGAGAUGAUGGGCCUCUGGAUGUUCUUUUCAGUUUGGUUUCUAUUUAGAGUUUAGAGUGAGGGCAUCCUCCAGUAAUAGAAGAUGUGCGUGUGUCUGUCACCUUUGGGAGCCUGACAGCUGCAGGGAGAGACAGCCCAAGUUAAUUAUAGCGAGGGGUUAUUCCCCCGCCGGUUCUUGGGGAGUUGGGGAGUUCUUCACACUUUAAUUUGAUCUUUAAGAUUACUGGAACCUUUCAAGCAGCCACCAGAAAUAAAAUAUAUUAUAGUGACUGAA